AAACAUGUACUUUUGUCUGUAUUUAGCAGUACCACCUCUGGAAAAAAGGGCCCCAAGAAUUCUUUUCAAACCUUUGGUGGGUGAGUAGUGAUGAAAAGUACUGUGUUUAAGUGAGGAAUCUUGUAGAUUUCUUUAUAAUUAAAGGAGGAAUCUUUGAUUUUUUCCACCAAAUUGUUCUUAUUUCUACUUUAAUAAUCAAAGUUAAUCUUUCUCUUCUCUCAUCACCACCAUUGAUCUCAUCAUCUUUUUUUUUAAUCCCAUUUAUUAUUUUAUUUUGUUGGUUCUCUUUCAUUAUCAGGCUUUGCACUUUUUCUUGCAGAAAAUUUGAAAUAUUUACUUCUUCACACUGAAAAUGGCAGGACUUUGAGCUACUUUCUAGAAUUUAGCUCAAGAAAAAGGGAACUUUGUGAAUUUACUAUUUAGUAUCAAUAAAAUGAUGUCCAGAUCAUACACUAAUCUCUUUGAACUCGCCUCUGGCGAAGCACCAUUACCAUCAUCGGGUUUUGGUCGGGCCGGGAAGAAACUAUCGCGGGUUGCAACCGUACCAGGGGUGUUAUCGGAACUAGACGAUGAAGGUUUUAGUUCCGAUGCCCCAUCAUCGGUCUCUCAAGAGCAUAUGAUCAUUGUAGGAAACCAACUCCCGCUUCGGGUCAACAAACGACCCGACGGGAGUUGGAACUUCAGUUGGGACGAAGACUCCCUCCUGUUACAACUCCGAGACGGGCUUAAGGAAGACGUAGAGAUCACGUAUGUCGGCUGUCUUAAAGAAGAAAUCGACCCGAAAGACCAAGAUGAUGUGGCACAACAUUUGCUUGAAAACUUUAAGUGUGUGCCCGCGUUUAUACCCCCCGAGCUUUUUAGCAAGUUUUAUCACGGGUUUUGUAAGCAACACUUAUGGCCAUUGUUUCACUAUAUGCUUCCGUUAUCACCGGAUCUAGGUGGUCGGUUUGACCGGUCUCUUUGGCAAGCUUACGUUUCAGUCAACAAAAUAUUCGCUGAUAAGGUAAUGGAAGUGAUUAGUCCGGAUGAUGACUUUGUUUGGGUACAUGACUACCAUUUGAUGGUUUUACCUACCUUUUUGAGAAAACGGUUUAAUCGGGUCAAGCUCGGUUUCUUUCUGCAUAGUCCGUUUCCGUCAUCCGAGAUAUACCGAACGCUUCCUGUACGAGACGAGCUUUUACGGGCCCUUCUGAAUUCCGACCUCAUCGGAUUUCAUACUUUUGACUACGCACGGCAUUUUCUUUCGUGUUGUAGUAGAAUGCUCGGUUUAUCUUAUCAAUCUAAACGCGGUUAUAUCGGGCUUGAAUACUAUGGCCGUACUGUAAGCAUCAAGAUUUUACCGGUCGGGAUUCAUUUGAAGCAACUUCGAAACGUUCUUGAUCUACCUGAAACCGAGUCAAAAGUGGCGGAAUUACGAGAUCAGUUUCACGGUCGAACUGUGUUACUCGGGGUUGAUGACAUGGACAUCUUUAAAGGGAUAAGUUUGAAGCUUUUAGCGUUCGAGAAUUUGCUGACUCAGCAUCCGGAAAAGAGGGGUAAGGUGGUUUUAGUUCAGAUUGCAAAUCCGGCUAGAGGUCGAGGGCGAGACGUUCUUGAGGUCCAGUCAGAGACUCAUACGACUCGAGAAAGAAUUAACAAGAAAUUCGGCCGGCCCGGUUAUAAGCCUGUGAUCUUGAUCGAUAACCCGCUUCAGUUUUACGAGCGGAUUGCUUAUUAUGUGAUCUCCGAGUGUUGUCUUGUUACUGCUGUAAGAGACGGGAUGAAUUUGAUACCGUAUGAGUAUGUUAUAUGUAGACAAGGGAACGAAAAGCUGGAUGAAACGUUAGGGGCAAACCCGUCAACACCGAAAAAAAGUAUGCUAGUUGUCUCGGAAUUCAUCGGGUGCUCACCAUCUCUAAGCGGUGCCAUCCGGGUCAACCCGUGGAAUAUAGACGCAGUAGCGGAAGCUAUGGAUUCAGCAUUGGUUUAUGCUGAUGCUGAAAAGCAAAUGCGCCACGAAAAACAUUACAGAUACGUCAGCACUCACGAUGUCGCGUAUUGGGCCCGUAGCUUUUGGCAAGAUCUUGAACGAUCAUGCCGGGAUCAUGUGAGGAGAAGGUGUUGGGGUAUUGGGUUUGGGUUAGGGUUCCGCGUUGUUGCAUUAGAUCCGAAUUUCCGAAAACUUUCGAUCGAACAUAUUGUUUCUGCUUACAAACGGACUAAAAAACGUGCAAUUUUGUUGGAUUAUGAUGGUACUAUGACGCAGCAGAGUUCAAUCAGCACGGGCCCGAGUUCAGAAGUUAUCGAAAUAGUGAAUAGUUUGUGCCAAGACCCGAAAAAUGUUGUUUUUAUCGUUAGCGGGAAGGACCGUGUUACAUUGACCGAAUGGUUUUCUUCGUGUGAAAAACUGGGCGUUGCAGCUGAGCAUGGUUAUUUCUUUAGGGAAGAUAAGGAUGCAGAAUGGGAAACUUGUGUUGUGGUGCCGGAUUUUUACUGGAAACAAAUAGCAGAGCCGGUGAUGAAGUUGUAUACCGAAACGACAGAUGGGUCAACCAUUGAGACUAAAGAGAGUGGACUUGUUUGGAACUAUCAAUAUGCUGAUCCAGACUUUGGUUCGUGUCAAGCUAAGGAGCUUUUGGACCAUUUGGAAAGUGUUCUCGCUAAUGAGCCCGUUACAGUAAAGAGCGGGCAAAACAUCGUUGAAGUCAAACCACAAGGGGUCAACAAAGGGCUUGUUGCAGAUCGUCUUUUGACAACAAUGAAACACAGAGAAAUGGUACCGGAUUUCGUUCUUUGCAUUGGGGACGACAGGUCAGAUGAGGACAUGUUUGAAGCAAUCACAAGAGCAAUAGCGGCCCCGAGUCUUUCCCCAGUAGCCGAAGUCUUCGCAUGCACAGUCGGUAGGAAACCGAGCAAAGCCAGAUACUUUCUCGAGGACACAACCGAGAUCCUGAGAAUGUUGCAGGGCCUUGCUUCGGUUUCCGAGCAGCAGUCGUUAAACAACGUAACUAAAGGUAUUCAAAAAGUGGUCAUUGAGUAGGAGGAAUUUACCAAACUGCCAUUCUUCGAGUCCGUGUUUGUCUGGUUGCUUGUGAAUAACUAUCAUCUUCUCCGAAUUUGGCAUGAACGGAGAGGUUUAGUUUACAUGUUUUGAAAGGUUGAGAGAUUGGUGUUAUAGAGUAUGUAGUUGGUUGGUUAAACUUUGAAGUAAAUAAGUUGACUUCUGCUGCUUCAAGUCAAACUUUUAAGGAUAUGUAUUGUGCUUGUGGUUAUGGUCAACCCUAUUUCUGUAUUUGAUAGCAAUUAGUAACUUUUGAAGAUAAAUAAAAGACAAGAGUAUGAAAUAUAACAAUUGUUUGGCUUGGCCAUA
This is a messenger RNA of Helianthus annuus (common sunflower), 3349 nucleotides long. Its product is annotated as alpha,alpha-trehalose-phosphate synthase [UDP-forming] 5-like. Bases 434 to 3019 code for a protein of 861 amino acids. Gene Ontology annotation, cellular component: cytosol. Gene Ontology annotation, biological process: trehalose biosynthetic process. The record is from RefSeq and is a predicted model, not a curated record. The transcript has 4 exons. Lineage: Eukaryota; Viridiplantae; Streptophyta; Magnoliopsida; Asterales; Asteraceae. Gene Ontology annotation, molecular function: catalytic activity.